Phragmites australis (common reed) is the source of this 1907-nucleotide messenger RNA. Its product is annotated as transcription factor bHLH78-like. Gene Ontology annotation, cellular component: nucleus. Lineage: Eukaryota; Viridiplantae; Streptophyta; Magnoliopsida; Poales; Poaceae. Gene Ontology annotation, molecular function: DNA-binding transcription factor activity; protein dimerization activity. Bases 250 to 1539 code for a protein of 429 amino acids. The record is from RefSeq and is a predicted model, not a curated record. The transcript is spliced from 7 exons. Gene Ontology annotation, biological process: regulation of DNA-templated transcription.
CACCCUGUCUGUUUUUUUUUGCCUUUCCCCUGUCCGUCCUACUGCUCUCUCUGUCACCCCUCUCUCUCUCUCUCUAGACAGACAUACCGCACCAGGAAGCGCCCACUCAUUCCGCACCACGACGCGCACUUCCCGCCUCCGCCGUCCUCGCGCCGGCACGCACGCACGCACUCGUUCGCGCGCAUACAUACACGGCACGAAACUCGAGGACGCGUCCCCUGUUUUGUGCUUGUUUUGUCGCAGGCCGCCAUGGCGCACGGCGGCUUCCUGGGUGCUUUCCACGAGCUGGCGUGGCCGCUCGCCCACGCCGCCAACCGCGCGCCGUUUGACGCCCUGCAGGUGCAGGUGCAGCACGCGCUCAUGGGCGCCGGCUGGGAGCACGAUUGUCUCGCCGCGAUGGGCUCGCUCGUGUCUUCGCCGUCGUCGCUCGCGGCGGCGGCCACCGGAGGAGCCCACGAGGCUGUUCUCGUGGAUAAGCUGGCGAGCAGGCCUGGCGUCAGCGUGCCGUCGCCGCCGUAUUCACGGUACGCGUCAUGCUACAGCACGCCAGUGGGCUCCCCAUCCAAGCCGGUGGCAUCGUCCGGGGCUCCUCUGCUCGCCGCGGACACUGUGCUCACGGAGCGCGCCGCACGGCUCUCGUGUUUCGCGGCGGCCUCCGGUAGGAAGCUGCCACGCGUUGCGAGCAGCCCGUCGCUCCACGCCGAACCGGCGCCGGCACCGGCGGCCGCACCCAAUUGUGCCAACCUGCACGCGAGCGAUGGGUCGAGCAGUGACGGCCCUUGCCGGAAGCGGAAGGGGGUGGGCGCCAAGUCCAAGGCCAAGGACGCGGUGACCGCGUCCACCAUGAUGUCCCCGGAGCCGGAGAGGAGAGCCAAGAAAUGCAAGCUCUCCACGGACGCCGCCGAAGACGAGAAGCCAAAGCCAGCGGCUGGCGAGGUGGGGCACAGCAAUGGCAAGGUGAAGGAGGUCGUCGCUGAGCCGCCCAAGGACUACAUCCACGUCCGCGCGCGCCGCGGCCAAGCCACCGACAGCCACAGCCUCGCCGAGCGGGUGAGGAGGGAAAAGAUCAGCGAGCGUAUGAAGCUGCUGCAAGACCUCGUGCCUGGCUGCAGCAAGGUAAAGAUAUUUGAAAAAAAGGUUACGGGGAAGGCCGUGAUGCUGGAUGAGAUAAUAAACUACGUGCAGUCGUUGCAACGGCAAGUGGAGUUCUUGUCGAUGAAGCUCUCGACCGUCGACCCGCGGCUCGAACUCGAUGUGGAUAGCUUCCUCCCCAAAGAUGCUAACCAGCAGGGCGCGCCUGAGGCAUCGUCCCUGCCUCCGCCGCCGCCAGUCUAUUCGUUGGAGGGCUCGAGCUCGGCGUUCUGCUACGCCUCAUCUCAUGGUAUCCCUGGGCAGACUGCGGUGACAAAUGCCAAAGACUUUGAAACGUCGUCGUCCUUCGUUAACCACGGCAUCCCAGAUCGCUCAUUCGAAGGAUUUCAAAAUGCUAAUUCGCAGGUACAGCAGAAUUUGUUAGAUUGGGAGCUUGUGGGAGGAUGACCUCCAAAGCCUAGUCCAGAUGGGGUUCCGGGGCAAUACGUGAUCAUUGGCGCUCUGAUUGAGGGUCAGUUCAGUUUCACCAACCACGGCAAGAGAUGAUCAACGGGGGCCAUGUCUGGUGCAGGGCCACUUAAACAACAGGGUUGGACUCCAAUCAUUGGAUUCUCCAUGAUUGUACAUACACCCGUGCAGUGCAUAGGAACGAGACUCUUACUCGCUAAUAGUCUCAGAUCAAAGUUUGCAGCUCAGCGAGGUCGAGAAAAAAGGGCGAAAAGGAGUUGUUUUCUUGCGUUUCCAAGAGAAAUUUGCAAUGUGAUGUAAUGUAAUGAUGUUUAGUCUUUUAGACAUCAAGUUGAUACUAUUAUACA